Closterium sp. Yama58-4 is the source of this 2106-nucleotide messenger RNA. NCBI's taxonomy places the organism in Eukaryota, Viridiplantae, Streptophyta, Zygnematophyceae, Desmidiales, Closteriaceae. The record is from the annotation of a GenBank genome assembly.
AUGGGACAGCUCACUGGCGACGCGACUUUUUGCGCAUCUAGCGGCGGUGAGACCGGCGCGGGGCAUGGGGAGCAAGGCCUGACGUGGCACGAGGUGAGGCUCAAGUCAAGCGCGCGUAAGCGUGGCGCGGAACCGCCUUGUCCAGCAACAGAGUGCGCCAUCGCGCAUCGCUCUCGCCCUGCACGCCGCUCCAGCGCCCGUGCCGUCGCGUCUCCGCCGUCUCCUCCUCUUCUUCCUCCUGCCUCUGCCACUCCCCUCCCCAUUUUCUUCCUCCACUGCCCUUUUCUCCCCAUCUUCCCCCGUUUUCCCACUCCCCGCCCCGCCAUAUUUCCCCUCUCCUCCCAUCCUCCCCGCGCGCAGGCGUGGCAGGCGGCGUACGAGUUGACGCCGGCCUCCUUCUUGCCGCCCCUCUCCGUCACCCUGCCGCCCGGCGUGCCGCCCGCGCCGCACCUGGAGGACUGCACGGCGCGCACGGCGGCCAGGGCGCGCGCAGAGGCGCAGGGGGAUGGGGGGGACGCACCCCCAUGGUCCGCGCCCUCCCAGUGCUGCGGUUGCUCCCCCCAACCGCCCUGGGUACGAGGUGACGACGCGUCCAAUCUCCCACUGACACGUGUCGCUCAAACGCACAUCUGGCAGCACCAAUUCCCCCCUUCAUGCGACCACCGCCGCCUGCUGCUUGCUGAUUGGCCUCAUCUGAAUGCUGACGUGGCAGCAGACGGGGCAGGGGAGGCGGAGGGGGGAGGUGGCAUGGGGGCCAUGGAGGGGGUGGCGGGGGAGGUGCAUGUGGUGGGGGGCGUGCUGGGGCUGGCAGUGCUGUUCAACCGCACACUCGUUGUCACACCCGGCUCCUUCCCCCAUGCCAACCACUCCGCUUGCUCUGCCACACCCGGGUCGCUGGCCUGUUUCUUCGCCCCCCUCACUGGCCCUCUCUGCGAGCAGGCAGCAGCACACGCCAUGGCCGCCCACCCGCCCGUGCCCGCCCUCGCAUGCGCCGCCACCCAGGAGGCCGCUCAGGGCUCUCCCCAGGGCUUGGAAGAGCUGGAAACCCUGCUGACGUCAGCAGAUCUGGUGGUGCGUGUCUGCACUGGGGCGUUGAGCCGACACCAACUGCUGCUGCUGGCCAACGAAUCACGCGUCGCCACGCAGUGGGGCGCAGCAGUGAGCGAGGCAUCCCAGUCAGUGGAGGUAGCGGGGGUGGUGCCGCCACGUGACGUGCAGAGGGAGCAGUUGCACUGGUGGCGAUCGCAGGCCGUCCGAUUCCUCUUCCGCUGGCCAUCUGCCCACCUCUGCCACGUCACCAACCUGAUGCGCCACAUCAGCUACGGCCGUUACAUUGCUGCUCAGAUGCACUCAGCCGCCCAGCAGCAGGCUGCCAUCAUCCGCUCUCUCUCUGCUGGCCCAUCUGAGGCUGACAAGGGCAUUGGAAUUGACACGAUUGCCGAAGCUAAAUUCCUAGCCUCGGUAGACAUCAGGUCCGGGCCGAGUCUGGAGGGUCGGCUGUGGCCAGCAUUAGGGUUUGAAGGAUGCGUGAAGGUGAAGGAGGGGUCGUGGGGAGGGAAUGUGAUUAUAGACGAGGUGUACGAGGGAGUGGGGAGGGAGGCGUACAUCAUGCGGCCCAUAGUGAGUGUGCAUGUGAGUGUGGGGAGCAGUGGCGCAGCUGCAGGAGCAGCAGGGGAGGCGGUGGGUGCUGCAGGCAGUGCUGAUCCCAACACUAUGCUGCCGGCAGCAUCACCCCAACGACCGGACGUCCCUGCAUUCAUGUUCUUGGCCCAUCGUCUGAGGCGCCACGUGCCGCACUUGCGUCACGCCUGGUUGACAGCCAGUGUGCCGGAAGUGAGCAAUGAGCUCUCGGAGCAUCGUGACUGGACGUUCCAUAGUGCUGGAGGGAGCAUGGGUGUGCAUGAUGGACAAUCACCCCCUUCUGGCUUGGAAGGCAGCCUGGGUAGUGCCAUGGGUGUGACAGCAAGCAUGCUCUCCCAGCUCCUCAUUGCCUCUGAAUGUGAUUAUUUCGUGGGUGCCCUUAGUUCUUCCAGUGCGAAGCUGCUGAACGAGCUUAGAAGCACAAAUGGGAGGCUGCAGUCUGGAUUCAUUUCCUUGGACCAAUAA